AUGGAAACACCUAGAAAAAUUGCGCAAACUGUAAAAAGCAAAACUCGAAAAAUGGAUUCAAAUGAAAUUAUGCAAAGACGUCAGAAGAGAUUGGCCAGUGCAGAAUCAUCUAAUAAUUUGCCCAAAAUUAAUUUGAAUCUUUCAAAAGAGGAAAUGUUAACUAGACUUAAAAAUUUGAUUGGAUUAACUUGCACCACAAAUACUGAGAAAUUCCACCUUUUACGUAGAAGAGAUGAAUUUCUUUCUAAAUUGGUCAAUCUGGACUCCAAGCCAGGAAAUAAUAAAUUUAUCAAGGGAACAUGUCAGGAUAUGUGUCCAGAAAAGGAACGUUAUAUGCGAGAUGUAAAGAAAAGUCUACAUUUUUAUGAAUGUGAUUCUGAAGGACGUAUAGUUCACGAAAAGAUGGUUAAGGAUUAUAGUCGAUCGGCAGCUGAUCAGGAUAUGCCUUUACCACACGAACUUAGACCUCUAGAAGUGCUUCAAACAACGAUGGAUUAUUUGAUUUUUAACAUUUCAAGUGAAAUUCCGACAACAAAAAAUGAAUUAAUACGUUGGUGUGACUUUUUAUGGUCAAGAACUAGAGCUAUUCGAAAAGAUAUAACUCAACAAAUGUUGCAAAGUGAAAUGGCUGUUGAUUUAGUCGAAAAAUGUGCCCGUUUACAUAUCUUUUCUGCUUUUAAAUUGAUUUCAUUGGGCACAGAACAUGUUAAUCAAGAGAUAAAUUCCGAAAUGUCAUCUCUAAACGCCGCUAGUGAUCAUCCCGCUAUGGCAAUAGCAGCAUAUAACACAUGUAGUCAUACAUUACGACAGAUGUAUGAUGAUUUGGCCAAAAUGCAAAGAUCUUGUCUUAAUGAACCAGAAUUUCGUUCUUAUGAUAUUAUUUUGAAUUUGACUGAUUUUAAUGUUUACAGUCAAGUACUUUCUUAUCGACAAUCUGUUAGAGAAUCUAAAGAGGUCCAAUUAGCUUUGAAUUUGGCGAGUGCUCUUCAAAACAACAAUUAUAUUUUAUUUUUCCGUCUUGUUAAAAAUCAUGCCACGUUUCUUCAGGCUUGUCUCUGUUACCAAUUUUUUGCUUCAAUACGCUCUUCUGGCCUAAAAGUUAUUUGUAUGGCUUUUAACUCAUUUCCUCUUGAGAAAUUUAUUGAGAGUUUGGCAUUUGAUUCUACAGAACAAGCUCUGUCAUUUAUGAAAGUUUUUGGUGUGGAAUUGGACAGAGUAGAUCCAAAUUUACUCAAUACUCGGGAUGGAAAGAAUAUUUUCCUACAAAACACUGAAAUGCCUAAACCAAAUUUAAUUCCACAAAUGGGAUGUAAAUGGAUUGAAGAAAAAUCUAUUCAUUUAACAGUUCCUCAGAUUUUUUGUAAUUGCCAAACACCUAUUACUCCCCCAAGGACAACUCUUAGACAUGUCAACAAUUCUUUUUCAGCUUCAAAUGUUUAUGAAAAUGACCCGAUUCUUGAUGCGGUGCUUCGAGAACACAAAGUUGUUGUUAAUUCGGUUAGCAAGAAAACGCUUCCAAUGAAUUUUUCUUUUGCUCGUGGAAUUCAACCAUUUAAAACUUCCAAACAAAAUUAUCCUUUUUCUGCAAUUCAAGCUGACCAUAUUAUUGCUAAAGUUUGUAACAGGCAAUUAAUAAAAAUAUCUCAAUCUUCAAUUGAAAAUUAUCGACAACUUAAACUGGCACAAAUUCGAAGAAAUUUAUUUUCAAUAAAAUUGAGACGAGCUUUGAAACAUUGGAUAAAUUUUACAAAAAUUCGAAAAUGUGAAAAAUUAACAAAAAAUUUGGUUAUUAAUAUUGCCAAUUCAACACUUUCUUUUAUUGUUAAUUCGAAUUUGGAACGUUUAUCUGCAGGGAUACUUAGAAAAAUCGUCGAACAGUCAAAAAAUAGACUGGCAAACGAAAUUGCUACAAUUCAAGGAGAUUUACUUUUAGAAAAAGUUUUGUCAGAACAACUUUCUUCUAUUGUAACUCGUGUUAGGGCAAGUCAAGUUCGUGAUAUUGAAGAUCGUUUAAAACAAAUUGGACAAAAUUUACAUUUAAUUUGGCAAAGACAAUUUACUAAUCAUUGGUUAGCUAAAACAAGAAGAAAUAGGCUUAUUAGAAGUAUUACUUUUCUUUCGACCGAAUCCCCUUCAUCCUCCACUCAAUUUAUUGACACAAACUUAAGAAGAUUUUUCCAUCCCAAAUUAAAAACAAUUACAACCGAAAAGUUGCGUGAAAUGGCCGAAGAAAAAAUAAAAAUUAAUGAACAAAAAAGACAAGAAGAAGAAGAAUUGAAUAUUAAUAAUGAGAAUGGGUUUACAAUUGUUAAUGGAUUUUCUCCAGCAGAAAGUAAUGGAAAAAGAGCUACUGCAGUUUCUAUUAGAGAUGAAAUUCUUGACGGUAUAUCUUUUCAAAAUGAGAAUGGAACACAAGGAGGAGGAGGAGGAUUUUUUGCCGAAUCAACAUCCAAAUUAAAUCUUUUCAAACCUGGCAUGACUAAAAAUGCGGAAAACUCACAAAAAUUGGUUGAAGAAAUGUUAAAGAAGAAAAGGAGAAUUGAUGAUAGGAGAAGGGAAACGAAUGUGGGUGAUGAUUUUGAUAAUGAUGAUGUUAUUAUUGACUUUCAGAGCUUUCCAACAACCUCUGAAUUAAAACGGAGGAGGUUGAUUUAA
Meloidogyne enterolobii is the source of this 2655-nucleotide messenger RNA. The record is from the annotation of a GenBank genome assembly. Lineage: Eukaryota; Metazoa; Nematoda; Chromadorea; Rhabditida; Meloidogynidae.